Lineus longissimus is the source of this 7322-nucleotide messenger RNA. RefSeq names its product potassium voltage-gated channel subfamily KQT member 1-like. The transcript has 15 exons. Bases 220 to 2094 code for a protein of 624 amino acids. NCBI's taxonomy places the organism in Eukaryota, Metazoa, Nemertea, Pilidiophora, Heteronemertea, Lineidae. Gene Ontology annotation, molecular function: protein binding; voltage-gated potassium channel activity. The record is from RefSeq and is a predicted model, not a curated record. Gene Ontology annotation, biological process: potassium ion transmembrane transport. Gene Ontology annotation, cellular component: membrane; voltage-gated potassium channel complex.
GAAAGUUAGUGUGCCGUGAUUUCGUGGUGGAUUAGAACCUAAUUUUCCAUUCCUAAGUGUGUGAAACUUUCGUUGAAAAGUUAACCACUGGUCUCUGACCCAUUUGGAUUAAAAGUGUCGCUUACCUGGAGUUUAUAAAGUUUCUAAACAAUUCAUGGAAUAACAACCACCAACACCCCCUAUCUGCUUGAUGUAGCACUAUGACUCGAGUCAAUUGAAAUGAGUGUCGGGAAUGACGAGGGUGCCGAUUCAUCUGCCCCGCUAACAGGGGACCAGUCUCAACAACAGGAACCAGGUUGGGACUCUAUUGUAACCAUGGAAAUGAGAGAUUACCAAAAAGGAAGGACCAACUCUAGCGCGACGGUUCAAACCGUCGAACCUGAUUUCGGUUCGAGUCAGAACUCACAAACAUGGGCUGAGUACCGCCCGUCAAUUCAACCUAUGGAUAAAAAUUAUGACGCACAUUACAAUCUAUCUUGCCGUAGUAGUCGAGGCCCGGCUAAGACUUCAUUACAGGCAAAGGUUUACAACUUCUUGGAGCGACCAACAGGAUGGAAGUGUUUCAUCUAUCAUUUCACAGUGUUUAUGAUGGUGCUCAUCUGCCUUAUAUUCAGUGUCCUCUCAACAAUAGACCAAUAUGCUGCAUUCGCCAACGAGACACUUUUUUGGAUGGAAAUAGUUUUAGUUGUAUUUUUUGGCCUUGAAUAUGUGAUACGACUUUGGUCUGCCGGCUGUCGAAGUAAAUACCUCGGUGUCAGGGGUCGGUUAAAGUUUGGAAGAAAACCCAUAUCAAUAAUAGACCUUAUAGUAGUGGUAGCCUCGAUCGUUGUUCUUUCUGUUGGGUCGAAUGGACAAGUGUUUGCAACCUCCGCAAUAAGGGGAGUACGAUUCCUUCAGAUUUUACGUAUGCUUCAUGUUGAUCGCCAGGGGGGUACGUGGCGACUGCUAGGCUCUGUAGUGUAUAUACAUAGACAGGAACUUAUAACCACGCUGUACAUAGGAUUUCUAGGUUUGAUAUUCUCGUCCUACUUUGUUUACCUGGCUGAAAAAGAUUCCGGUGGUGAAGAUGGUACUGCCACUGAUUUCACAAGCUAUGCAGACGCCCUCUGGUGGGGAGUGAUCACAGUGACUACGAUAGGUUACGGGGACACGGUCCCCCAAACGUGGAUGGGGAAAAUCGUGGCCUCAUGUUUCUCAGUCUUUGCCAUAUCCUUCUUUGCCUUGCCAGCCGGUAUCCUUGGCUCAGGGUUUGCCUUGAAAGUGCAGCAGAAACAGCGACAAAAACAUUUUAAUCGACAGAUACCAGCGGCAGCUACUUUAAUACAGUGCUUGUGGCGAUGCUAUGCAGCAGAUGCGCGCUCUCAUUCUCUAGCCACGUGGAAGCUUUACACCCAGGAGGCUAGGCAUCCCGCCAAUACAUUAACCAAAGUCGCCCGCCGCGCUAGUGUGAUAAAACGACGCAAAUUUUCCAAAACGAAGUUAGAUUUUACGGGGAGUUAUAAUAAUCAUAUCAGUGAUAGGAAGGAGAGCGAUGCUGCCAUGGUCCUUUAUCCCGACCAACCAGCUACUCCGUCAAAAAGUCGGUCAGAUCCGUUGACGUUACGGAAUACGAUGAGUCAUAAUAACGACAUGGACGACACCGAUCUCGAUAUGGAUGAAAACGGCCAAGAGCGCAUACCACUGCCGAGGAAACUCAUACAACUGACCGAGGCAGACAGGACAGCAAUACGAGUCAUUCGACGAAUACGAUAUUUCGUAGCUAGGAGAAAAUUUCAGCAAGCACGUAAACCUUACGACGUGCGUGAUGUGAUCGAACAGUAUUCUCAGGGUCAUUUAAAUAUGAUGGUGCGAAUAAAAGAGCUUCAGCGACGGCUGGACCAAACACUGGGUAAGCCGGGGACGUGGUAUAAUUCCAGUGAUCGUGACAAACAGAAGAUGACUAUUGGUGCUAGAUUAGCUCGGGUAGAAAACCAAGUGAACAAACUAGAUAACAAGAUGGACCAGUGCCUCUACAUGUUGAAUACGUUAGUCAAACGGAAGGAGACCCCGGUCAGUGUCACAGUCAACGAGGGGUCCAAGGAGGAGGAAGUAUAGCCGAGGCAAGUUUGGGGGGUCAAGUGGAGCCCUCUAGUGUGAGGAGAGAUUCCAGAAUAUGAAGCUUCAAAAUUGAAACAUUGAUUGCUAAUUCUGGCCAAGAAAACCAAAAAGGAAUGACGUCAUUUAUUUCCGCUGAAAAGCAGAUUCAAGUGAUGAUGUAGAUUUAUAGACUUGUUCUGAGCACAAAAUGCGAAACGCGACUAGGCUUAGAAUUUUGUAAGGUACUGUGAUUACAGAAUGUGACAUUUCUGAAUCGUUUUGAUCUCAAGUUGCGGAGUGAGUGUGCGGAUUGAUCAAUAGGGGGCUUAUGCAAUGAGUCGAGGUGUGGCUGUCAAUGAGAUGAGGACAGAUUCAUGGAUCAGCACAAGAGUGGCUGCAUGUUUGUAGUCAAGAAUGUAAAAGAUUGGUUUUGGGAGAGAAAUCGUGGAAAAUAGAUUUAACUCUGAUAAACUUAAAACCAAGGAUGAAUCUGUGGGUGUUAAAUCAUGAAAGAUUGAUUUUCUCGAAAAUGCUAUUUGAAAUGGUUAUGGCUUUGUGCAGGGUGAGUGGAUUAAUCAAAAUGGUGAACUUAACCCAUAUUUGCCAAAAAAUAAUUACCUAUGUCCCAGUAGGUAUAAUUAGCAGUGAUCCAAAGUAUGAUAAACUAAACUGAUGUCAUGACUAAUGAUUUCUUGAACAAUUCUAAAUUCACAAGAUGUUGUUUUUAGGCUCAUGAAGUAAAAAACAAAGGUUCCAUGGACAUAAAUGUGUCAAAAUACUAACCAAUUAUGGGUGAAGUUAUUGCAGAAUAGAUAAAAUCAUAUUAUGAUUCUAUGAUAUCAUUACUGGACAGGAAACAUUGCCAUAUAAGAAUAUAAAUACUACUUAAUCUGUCAUAUCUUUUUUACGAAAAUUGUACAAAUGUACACACACCAUAGAUAGAUUGUACCAAAACUCAAAACAUUUUAUAGAAUGUGAAAUAUUGUAAAUAUGAGAUCAUGUGACCAUUGUACAGACUGUCAUGUGACUUUUACGCCAUUCCAGUGUUUUUAGAUAUGAUGUUUUUAAUCACGUCAAUGGAUGCACAGGGCAAAUAGAUGUGAACAGCAGCCAAGUUUGCUGUGAAGUAAUUUUUUACGGUAAAACAUAGAUGGCGCUUUAUGGUAUAACCAAUUGGUCAAGAAUCAGUUUCUUGAUAAUCCCAUGCAAAGACACUUGAUACACUUUGGGAUGCAUACUCUCAGUGCCCUCUAUACACAGGAACUCUCAUUAGUGCUGGCUGGCAUUUUCAGGAGACACUCCUCCUUUAAGUCUUUUCACAACUGAAAGGUACAUGCAGUGAAUUUUUGCUGUUUGAAAUAAUGGGGUCAGGGGGGGGGGCAUUUAUGUUCGAGAAAACUUUGGGUGAAUUUGAAAUUAGGGUUUGAUACAGGGUUUACUUGACCUGUAACCAAUUAUGCUUCCUCCCUCCCACGAAUGUUAUUUUGAUUCUGUCUGAGGAGUCGUAACAUUUCUAGGCCAAUGAUUUCUUAACCUCCGACUUUUGUUAGUUAGCCCACUUCCUAGAACAGGCCAAUGCAUUUUACACUUGCAAUGCAUUUUCUCAGCUGCUGAAUGUGUCCAAUUACCCUAGAAUAAUUCAAAAAAGAGGAGUUUGCUUGUCUGCGAUUUGAAAUGGCCGUGGGUUGUGGUGAGAUAUGAUGUGGUUUGUCGCUCAGUUCUUUUGAGAAGUGAAGAGGCUCUGAAGCUUUGGCAACUUGGGUCAAGUAGGCCUAUUCGUGAAUCGCUUCGUCAGUGCUGAAAUAUCAACCUCUCAGUGGAAUAUACCGCAGACGUAGAAAGCAUCGACUCACACUAGGAAUAUUAUGGACUGAAGUAUUGAGAACUGAAGUAAGUGAUUUGAGAAGCGAAAAAUCAGCACAGAAUUCGUGGACCCAAAUUUCAUUCUGUUUCCAAUGAUAAGAUUCUUCGUUGAAGGCGUACAGCAGGAUUCGAAUACAGUACAUGUGUUGGAUUUGUAAGCAGGUUUUAGUGAAUGGAUGAUUACUUAAACAGGUUGUACGCAAUCCUAGUGCGCUGUCAUACAGUGUUCCCAGGAUUUUGUCGUUGAAGUCAGUAGGAAUAGUUUCUGUUACCCCUAAGCUUUUGCAAUGCCAACUGUUAAAUUUUCGUACCCCUCAAUCAUGAGUGAGACAGUACAAAAACGAAGUUAUUGUAAACAUUACGAUUGUGCAAAAGUUGAGGCCCUGAAUGAUGAGAGGCAUUUGAGACGAAAGCAUCUUAAACGGUUCAUGUGGUACCCGACGUUGGGGUGGAAGGGUUUUUAUGGUCGCUUGAAGAAGUUGCGGGUUCCAAGGUGUUCAACUCCUGGUUGGAAGAGGUUGAUAACUGAAGAAGCAUUGGUUGUUGGAGCAGACGACAUGGUAGGAGCAGACGACAUGGUAGGAGCAGACGACAUGGUAGGAGCAGACGGCAUCAUAGUAGGAGCAGACGACAUCAUGGUAGGAGCAGAUGACGACAUUGUUGGAGCAGACGACAUCAUCAUUGGAGCAGGUGACAUGGAUGUUUUCAACAAGAACGUCAGAAAGAGGUGGAAUUUGGGGAAAUCAAAAAUCAAAUCUUCAGGAAUUGGUGAUGUCCACUGGUUGAAGAAGAAGACAAAGAAAUGUUGGGCAUUGAAAAAGUUUACGAAAUUCACGAAACGAAAACGGAAAUGUCGCAAAGAUUCCUUAUUACCGGACUCUCCACAGCUCGAGCGCAGACGCACAAGUUCUAUUGCACCUGUUGUCUCGUGUGUGAGUGUCUCAAAGCUGAAGGGAGUGGUUUCACAGAGGUGCAGACAAGCUGCAGGGUAUGUCCAACGGUUCGGGGGCUUCUUCAGAAGGUCUGGUUAUGAUAGGCUUAUCCAGACUGAGCACUGAUGUUGGCGGUCGAUAGGCAUAUAUUCAAAGGUGUAGGGAUGACUAUAGUCAGAGUGGGUCUGAUAUUUUACAGGUUCCAGGAUAAGGCCAAGAUUAGGGGCAUAUAUUCAAAGGUGUAGAGAUGACUAUAGUCAGAGUGGGUCUGAUAUUUUACAGGUUUCAGGAUAAGGCCAAGAUUAGGGGCCAUUAUUCAUUAAGUUACUAAGAUUGGCAAACGGGCUGAGUAUUGAUGGCGAGGAUUGAUAGACCUAUUAUGAUUGGUCGAACUUGGUAGAAUAUCUUAGCAGUUUUUGUAAUUUUCCAAAGUCAUCGAACAGGAAAUAACCCAAAUAUAGAAAUGGAUAAUUAGUUGUCUGAGGUUACUGUGAACCCAAUAAUUUGGUGAUAACAAUAUUUGACAGGAACAUUUUUUUAGCGAUUUGCGACAAUUUUUAUUAUUUUUCUAUUUCAGUUUUGGCGGCCAUUAGGAAAUUUUCUGUAGAAUUUAGGAUGCCUCCCUUUUAUAAAACCAAUUUGAGUGUGAUAUAUGUGUUAAUCAAAUUAUAUAAUUCUUGUAAAAAAUACACUGCCCUUGUGAAGAACUACUUGUAAGGUCAUGAUUUACAUUUAUGAGUGAUGGUUUACAUGUAAAUACAUGGAUUUUGUACCAACUAGACCAAUUUUGAAGAAGUUUGCACCUAGCCUAGAAAUUUAUAUGAAACAGUAGGGUAGAUAUGCGAGGUAGUCAGUUUAGCAUUUUUUGCCGUUGAUCGGCGACUUUCUGUGUCAGACUGAGGGUAUCAUGCGAUUUCAACAUUUUUAUUAAGAGUGUGUUGAGAGAAAUCUGCUACCAUUUAACCCACCUAAUGAUAACCAUUAUCAUCUUCUUAAAGGGAACUGGAACCGCCGAGCGAUUUAUUCAACUUUUCGACUUUCACCGCCCGAGAAAGUCAAACUUCCAACUUCCUAUUCGAGUUCAGAUUUGUAGCUCCGCCCCCAGUGCCCGAGCAUGCGCAGUUCAAUUUGUUAUUAUUGAGAAUCAUGUGAGAAUCACGUGAGUCAUGCGAUCUUUCAUUCAUGAGUUUUCGUAGUAAAUUCCAUAAUAGUGACGUCACUCAAUGAUUGACAGCUAGGCGCCAUGUUUCAUUCAUGCCUCGUUCUGAUCACCCAAUACGCGGGAAAUGAAAACGAGGUCAUACGAACUGGCUUGGCGGUUUCAGUUCCCUUUAAGUCUCUCACCUACAAUGUAUCUACCUUCCUUACUUCCAAGAUCUUUUUCUCCCAAAACAUUUAAUAUUUAACUUCUACCAUUGUUGAUAUCAGACUGUAAACUCAAACUUCAACUUUGAAAUACAGUCCAGGUCACAAAUGACAUCUGUCCUGCUUCGCGUCAGUGAUGCGCAGCGUACGUACGAGUUGCACGCCAAUGUUUCGCGUAUAUUACGCCCAAUUUACGGGAUCUCAAUUGUGAUUUGGACUGUAGCCAAAAACUGUUAAAAACCCUGAGAAAAUCUUCUCAUUUAGCCUGGGGUCCUUGCGUAUGGGGACAUAAUUUAAUCAGCACAAUGUAAAUAUGCACAGGAUUAUCAAGUAUAUCAACUACAUGACACUUUGCAUUCCUGAGGAGCAAUAAAAUCGGAAUGUAUUCCCAUAUUUUCUACUGAAGUGAAUCACAACAUAAUCAUUAUAGCUGACAUGUGUGUAUAGAAACCCCACUGUCAUUGAGUAUCAAUUUUUUAAAACCAGCCAUAUGACAUGUGGUUCUACUGCCAGUUACUUGAUUUUAUGCACCUAAACAUGCACAAGUGUGUCAGAUGCAUGACUAGAAGAUGUUAGGAGGCAUAAUAUAGAUAACAUUCUUUAUAGGUGUUUCAGAAAUGGGAUGGGGGGGUUAAGCUUAAAAUGAGGAUAAUACUGUCGAGUACCAGAGUCGGUAGUCAUGGUAAUGAAAUGUUUUGGUAAUUUGAAGUCCAGUGGUCUGAUUAUGUUACCACUGAAGAUAUUUUACUUACAAAGCUUUGACUUGUUUAUAUGAUGACCCACCUGUAGUUUCAUUGUAGACAUUCACAUGCCCGAUGUACAGUUACGACCAGAACCAUUGUUUUGCCAAAAUCUCUUUCAAAUUCUGUUUGGAAAUACUGUAACAGAUGUAUUAAAGACUCUAGUCUACCCGGGGUUAAAAGGGGUCUGUCUGAGCAAGUCCCACUUUUAAAAACAGAUACCAGAUCAUGAAGUAUAUUUAGAUGUCUGCUGACCCUCUAUAUCAAUGCCAAAUAUUGCACUUUUUGCUGUAAUUAUGAUGUAAAUGUCUUGUACUGUAAAUAAAUGAAGCCAAAUGAUCAAUCA